This is a messenger RNA of Notolabrus celidotus (New Zealand spotty), 8624 nucleotides long. RefSeq names its product trinucleotide repeat containing adaptor 6B (gene tnrc6b). Lineage: Eukaryota; Metazoa; Chordata; Actinopteri; Labriformes; Labridae. The record is from RefSeq and is a predicted model, not a curated record. The transcript is spliced from 21 exons. Gene Ontology annotation, cellular component: nucleoplasm; P-body. Gene Ontology annotation, molecular function: nucleic acid binding. Bases 1 to 6519 code for a protein of 2172 amino acids. Gene Ontology annotation, biological process: positive regulation of nuclear-transcribed mRNA poly(A) tail shortening; miRNA-mediated post-transcriptional gene silencing.
AUGGAAGACAAGAAAAGGAAAAAAGACGACAAAAGGAAAAGGGAAGCCUCUCAGAAGGUCACAGAACAAAAAAAUAAAGUGCCAGACUUGUCAAAGACUGCGUCCGCUCAGUCUCCCGCCACUCAAAGCAGCUCUGCUUCCCCCAGCCCUGGACCCACCCCCUCUGCCUCCCCAUCCCCAGCCACCUUGGGCCCUGGCAGUGCUGCCAACCCGUCACAGGGCGGCAACAAUGCCAAGCGCCUGGCGGUGGCCAACGGACAGCCCACCUCCAACACCAUUUCUUCCUCCACCGCUGGCGGCCCCAGUGCUGCUGGAAACAGCAGUGCAGGUAGCGGGGGCGGAGCCCAGGCGCCUCAGCAGCAACCACGCUACAUGCCGCGAGAAGUGCCGCCACGAUUUCGCUGCCAGCAGGACCAUAAAGUGCUACUGAAGAGGGGUCAGCCACCACUGUCCUCUAUGCUGCUGGGGGGGGGAGGAGGAGGAGGAGGAGGAGGAGGAGGAGGGGAUGGCCCCAAUGCAAACAUGGCUGCUGUCUCAGAUUCUGGUGCAGCUGCCUCCUCAUUGACCCUCACCUCAUCAUCAGUUGCUGCUUCUACUACUACUACUUCUAAUUAUGCAAAUUCCAUGUGGGGGACAAGCUCAGGCAGCCAGGCCUCCUCUCAGGGCAGGGAGAAGGUGAUUGUUGAUGGCAACGACCUGGAGGAGUGGCCUAGCAUUGCUGGCAGUGAUGGGGGAGGAGCUUCUUUCACUGGAGCUGGAGGGGGCAUCAGCAACAACGGAAUGCCUGUGAACAGCAUCAGUGCCUCUGGCAACCAAUCCUCACCCACUUCCUCGUUCUCUUUGCCCAAUGAAUGUAUGCAGUCGUCAAACAGCGUGGCGUGGGGGAUGGCUGCCUCCCAGGGUCAUCUUGGAGGAGGGAAUGCAGUAGCUGGGCCUCUGCUACAACAGCCCUCUUCACUUUCCAAAGCCUCCACUGUGCCAGGAAGCCAUGAUGCCAGUGGCCCCGUUGAUGGCAGCAGUGGUGUUACAGGUGCCAACUUCAAUCCAAAUGCCAACCCUUCAGCCUGGCCUGCGCUGGUGCAGCAGGAGGGGCCUACUGCUGCUGGGGAAGGGGGUCCGUCUUCCUUCCAUCACCAGGGCCCUGGAGGGUCUUUGUCUGCCAACAGCUCUGCUUCCCUUGGCCUGGGGCUGGGAAGUGGGGCAGGCGGGGUGCUGGGGGGUCACCCACCUUUAUCUGUGAAUCAAUCAAACCCUCAUCAGCGCCAACUUCACCAAAUGCAAUCCAGAGACAGAGAGCUUGGAGGGGGGAAGUGGGACAGCGAAUCAGCGGGACCAAAAAUUGUAGGGGGGGAAGGCAUUGGGGGAGGAAUGGACUGUAGUGUCGGAGGAGGCGAGAUCAGUGUGGGAGACCACAGCCUCAACUCCUCAUGGAGAGGCCAGCCUUCUUACCCUGCAGCUAACUCCAAAACGGGUGCCUCAAGAACUGAUGGUUGGGAGGGUGGAGGAGGUGGAGCAGGGGGCUUCGGAGCUGCUGAAGGAGAUAAUGGGACCUCGGGUUGGGGGUACCCGAAUUCCACUAGUGGGGUUAGUGCUUGGGGCAGUGCUGGAACUGGGGGUAACAGUAGUCAGACCUCCGGGGUAUCUCAGGGAGUGUGGGGGUCAUCAGGAGUCGGAGCGGACAGAGGGGUUUCUAGUGGUGAUUGGGGUGGUAACCCCACCAGUAUUGGUGGAGCUAAUACUGGAGGUGAAGGAAUUGGUGGAGCUUGCAGCAGUAACAGCAGCAGUAGUGGAGGCAGCACAGCUGGCAACCCUCCUGCAGCUUCUGCCUCUUCCUCAACCACCACUACUAUGACCAGAGCCUGGGACAAUCAGAAGGGAGAAGUUGAUACAGGGGAAUGGGGUGGGGGAUCAGAAGAACAGGGAGCACAGGGAGGAUCUUCAUCCAGUGGUGGAAACUCCAGGAGUGAAAGCGGCAGCAGUCACAGUCGUACUCGCCGCCCACCUCCUAACGCUGACGCUGCCUUACAGAGCCUGCUCAGCCGGUCUGAUCUGGACCCUCGGGUUCUGUCCAACACUGGCUGGGGCCAAACACAGAUCCGACAAAACACAUCCUGGGAAUUUGAAGGACAUGGGGGACAAAGUAAAGGAGGAUCGUCAUCAGCUACAUCAAAACAACCAUCUACUCUUGGUGGUUCUUCUCAGUAUUCUAGAACCCAAAUCCCUGAUUCUAUGGGUCCAGGGGUUGGUUCUUCCCUUGUUCCCUCAGCUGGGUCCUCUGGAGAGGGCUGGGAGAGCAGCAGCAACAGUAGCAGUAGUGGGGCCUCUUUGUCUGGGAGAGCCCCACCACCUUCAGGCCCCAACAUGAGGAGUCUUGGCGUCUCACAAUCUGGGCCAGUGACCACAACAGGGCCAGGUAUGGGGUCUGGGGUAAUUCCAGCACACAGCCAGCAGGGGAAGGCUUCAGGCUGGGGUGGAGGAGGGAUGGGGGGUGGGGAUGGCCAGGAGUCCAAGGGUUGGGGGAAUGAGGAUUGGAGAGACAGUCGUAGUAGUAGUAUUGGAGGAACUGGAGGUGGAUGGGGUGAUGUUUCUCAGCAGGGUGACCCAGCGAGUGGAGGCUGGGGAGGAAGUCAGGAGGAGAAAGGGAAAGGGGGGUGGAAAGAAAUGGGAGGAAAUGGAGGGGGAAGUGGGUGGGGAUCAGGACAGAAGGCUGGAGGAGGUAGGGAUUGGGGAGAGCAACUGUCCAAAUCAAGUAGUGGAGGAAGUGGUUGGGAGGAUGAGAGAAACAAUGGAGGAAACUCAGGUGGAGAUACAGGUGCAGGUGGUUGGGGUAGUUGGGACGAAGGUGCUCCCCGUAGAACCUGGGGAGCAGGGGGCACAGGGGGAGGAGGUAGUGGAGGAGGGGGGGUGGGUGUUGGGGGCAUGGGAUCUAAACCCAAUCAAAGUUGGAGUGGAGGAAACAAAAUGCACCAGAUGCCAAACAGCCAGCAGGGCUCCAUCACAGGCCCGCAGGCACAACUGCAACAGCAACAAUCACAGCCCCGCAAUCAACAUCCACAGCGACAGCAAACGUUGGACCAAGGGGCUAUGCAAGGGGGCGGUGGGAGAAAAACGAUCUCUCAAGUCGAGAAUCAGAACCAAAGCUCAGGCUGGACCUCAGGGCCAAUCCCUGGUGGUUCUUUAGGAGGUGGAAGUGGAUCUGAACCAAGUGGCUGGGAGGAACCCUCGCCACAGUCAAUUAGUAGGAAGAAUGAGAUAGAUGAUGGAACAUCAGCAUGGGGAGACCCAACCCAUUACAACUACAAGCCGGUUAACCUGUGGGACAAGAACAGUGCCCCUGCUGGACAGCAGCCUCAUAGCCAGAAUCAGGCACAGCAGCAGCAGCCGCAACAACAACAAAAACAACAACAACAACAACAGCAGCAGCAGCAGCAGCAGCAGCCGCCGCCGCUGCCACAACAGCAGCAGCAGCAGCAGCAGCCGCAGCAGCAGCCGCAGCAGCUGCAACAGCAGCAGCAGGGACCUCCAAUACAGCAGCAGCCCAGCAGGCAAGCUGCAGGGCUUGGAGGUUGCAGAGACUUUAACACUGGCCACGGACCUGCAAAACCUUCACCUGUUGGUCCUUCAAGUUGGGGUGGAACCUCUCCAACUAGUCCCACAGUAGACAAUGGCACGGCAGCUUGGGGGAAACCCAAAGAAGUCCCUACUGGCUGGGGAGAUCAUGAUGAUACUGGAGGGAAGACUACGGGCUGGGGUAACCCUCCUCCCAACCCUAUCAAAUCUGGUUCAAAGUCUAUGCAAGAUGGCUGGGGUGAAAAAGAGAGCUCUGUUGCCGCCUCGCGUCACUCAAGUUGGGAGGAUGAAGAGGAGGGAGGGGGCAUGUGGAACAGCGCUGGCUCCCAGGGAAGCAGCUCGUCUUGGGGACAUGGAAGCAACGGGGGCUGGGGACAGGGCCAGGCAGUAAAGAAGCCCAGCAACAAGGGUCCAAUGAAGCCUGCUGGAGACUCAUGGAUGAGCCCCAUCAACAGACAGUUCUCUAACAUGGGACUGCUGAAUGAUGAUCCCAGCGGCCCAAACAUGGACCUGGCUCCAGGUUCUCUUCAGGAAAAGAAGAUUGAAAUGGAUAAAAGAGGCGUGGUGAUGAACGAUUACAAUGGAGAUCUGAGAAAAGGAGGAAGAGGAGGAGGAGGGGGGAUGGCUUAUCGCCCUCCUGGUUCCAAAGAGGCAGUACCUGGGGAUGCUGGGUCCUACUAUGACAAGACCUUGCCUUUGACCAAUCAGGAUUGGUGCCUUGGGGAGGAGGGUCCUUACUCUCUGUACUCACCACCCACUGUCUACAAGCCCCAUUCCCUCUUCAACCACACUGUCCCCUUUAGACAAGGUGGUCACAGUAUCUUUGGCAGUGGAUGCGGGAUGGCUCCGUCAAGACACCAGCCAAGUGUCCCACCCCUAAACCAGUCCCCAGGGAUACGAGCGCAAGUGCCUCAUCAGUUCCUGUCACCUCAGGUGCCAGGCUCCAUGCUGAAGCAGAUGCCCCCUCCCAGCGGGAGCGUGGGGGGUGUCGGCAGCGUAGGAGGGAUGGCAGGACUCGGGGGUGGUGUGUUCCCUCCACAGCUGUCCCCCCAGCACAUCGCCAUGCUCAGCAGCAUCUACCCACCGCACAUCCAGUUUCAGCUGGCUUGUCAGCUCCUCCUCCAGCAGCAGCAGCAGCCCCAACAGCAGCCACAGCAGCUCCUGCAAAACCAGAGAAAGUUCACACCAAAUGUGCGGCAGCAGGCUGACCCUCAGCAGCUGGCCAGGAUCAUGGCGGUGCUACAGCAGCAGAGGCAGCAGCAGCAGGUCGGGGGUUUAGGUGGCAGCUCCAAACUCUCCCCCUCCCACCACGGUGGAGGUGGAGGAGGGGGUCCCAAACUGCCUGGGGCUGAUCCCCUGCCCCAUCCAGGCCUGGCAGGAUCUUUGGCUGACCUGCACCAGAAAACUCUAGGGCCUUAUUCUGGUUUUGGUUCUGGAGUGAACCUACCAGUUAUGGACCUAGGCAGCCCUGUGGUGGGCGGUCCUGGAGGCAUGAAGGACCUUGGUGGUCAGAAGUCCAGAUUCAAAUGGAUGAUGGAGGGACACUCAUCUCCUGACGCCUCCUCACCAGAGAAUGCAUUCCACAAAAAUGGUCCUGUCACCCCCAUGAAGAUGCCUGGGGGCUCGCCCUAUUCUCAGUAUGACAUGAUGGUUGGAGACGGGCUCAGUGACAACUGGCAUCGCACCCCUGGAAACAAGAUGGGUGCAAAGCCAGUCUCCACGCCCAGCUGGCCCCCUGAGUUCCAGCCAGGCGUGCCCUGGAAGGGAAUCGACCGCGUCGACCCUGAAUCUGACCCCUACAUGACCCCAGGGAGCAUGAUGGGAAAUGCAGUGUCCCCCAACCUCAAUGAUACUGAGCACCAGUUGUUACAAGAUAAUCCAGAUUCCACUCCACCCCUCAACACCUUGCUGCCUUCACCUGGUGCCUGGCCCUACAGUGCCUCAGACAGUCCCCUAAACAAUGCACACAACUCAGCAAAGUACACAGAAUACAAGACCAGCUGGCCCCCAGAGCCAAUUGGACACAAGUCCUGGAAAGCCAGCCGUGGCAGCAGCCAGAACCAGCUGUCCCGCCCACCUCCAGGACUAGCCAGUCAGAAGCAGCCGUCACCUUCUCCCUGGUCUGGAGGAGCCCCUCGGUUGGCUGGCCGUAGCUGGGCUGGGGGCUCAAGCACGACUGGCUCGACUUGGAGUGAUGGUAGCUCACGGGAAAGCUGCUGGUUGGUGCUCAGCAACCUCACCCCACAGAUCGAUGGCUCCACUCUGAGGACCAUCUGUAUGCAGCAUGGCCCUCUGCUGACCUUUCACCUUGGCCUGACCCAGGGCAACGCUCUGAUUCGCUACAGCUCCAAACAGGAGGCCGCCAAGGCCCAGAGCGCGCUGCACAUGUGUGUUCUGGGUAACACCACCAUCUUGGCCGAGUUUGUGAGUGAGGAGGAUGUGGCUCGCUACAUUGCACAUUCCCAGGCAGGAGGAGCAGGGACCGCUGGAACCACAGCCAGCUCUGCAGGCUCCGGGCCUACAGCUGCCUCCACUGUGGGGGCCAACGGUAACGGAGGGAGCUGCGAGAGAGUUGGAGCAGGAGGCAGCAGUGGAGGAGGAGUCGAAGGAGUCUCCACGGCUGGGGCAGUAGGAAGCGGAGGAGCCGGGCAUUCCAGCUCAGGGUGGCAGAGUCUGGACAGCACAGGCAGCUCAUCAGACCAGCCUGCCACCCAGGGGUCCGGGCUCGGCAUCUUUGCCCAGUGGAGCAAUGGGGCCGGGGUUGGUACGGCCGGAGGUGUGGAGGCAGGAAGGCAGGGUCUCUGGGGGGGCAUGGGUGGAAUGAGCGGGGCGGGGUACCCUGGCAGUAGCCUCUGGGGUGCCCCGACACUUGAGGAUUGUCACCAGAUGGGCAGCCCCGCUUCACUGCUGCCAGGGGACCUGCUGGGAGGGGGGUCGGACUCCAUCUGAAAGGGCCAACUGACACACACACACACACACACACACACACACACACACACACACAUGAACACACACACACGAACACACACACACACGAACACACACAUACACACAUACACACAUACACACAUACACACACACACACACACACACACACACACACACACACACACACACACACAUGUUUACGCCUAAGUUGUAAUACAUAUGUCUCACUGUAUUUAUUUACACAUAAAGGUGACAUGAAUCAAAGCUACACCGGUUAGCAAAAAAGCAGACAGCCAACAGUGACACCACACACAGACUACAUGCAGUACAUGCACACAUUAUUGCACACAUAUACAUUAAGCCGCUUAACUUUAAAUGAAGACAACAGUAAAACUUGAACCGGGGAAAAAGGUGAAAUCCAUUAAACUCUUAGGACUCAACUGGAUAGUUCUUUGUCUUUUUACUCCAAAUCCCACCAUCUGCAUUCAGAGACCCAAUCACUCAGGCAUGCACUUGUAGACAGGCUCAGCCAGAGUCGUACACAUCAACAAGUUUAGCUAUUGCUGUUUUUAGUGUGCCACAAAAUAUUUUUUCUUUUGUAUUGCUAUUUAAUGGUUGAAUCUCAAAUUCAGACUUGCAGACUGAGCCCUUGUAGACCUGGCUGGCUUACUUCUGAGUUCUCAUGUUUGGAAGCUUGAGAGUGGGGAAGGAUCUGAAGUUUGUUAAGAUUUUGGGACAGCGCCACACUACUGAGUCAAAUGGACGAUCAGCAACCUUUGAGGUCUGGAAAAGGAGAGUGUUUUUAGUAGGUACUCGCACCUCCUGGUGGAAAUAUGCCAUCAACAUGGGACCCAGGGUAAAAAAAAAAAAAAAAGAAACAAAAACAACAUUAGCCAAACUUGCACUAUAUGCCUCUGGGUUUGUUGUUGACACAUCCUCCACAAUCCCUCCAUGUUUUAAAACAGAGCUACAAUUCGACAACUACACAGACCUUACAGGACGACUUAAUGUUACAACAGCAGUGGCCUUGGCUAACACCCAGCGGCCGCCCACCUGCCAUGUCAGCAGCAUCGCACCUCUUCAUCAGUUACACUCUGCUCUUAUAUUUGACAAGCAAAAUUGUAACUCCUUGUUGAUGUAUGUUGGUUGUUUAUCGUUUUUUUUCUGUUUUAAAAGAAAAAAAGAAAUGUGUGAAACUUUGUGAAAAUCCAGAGAUGUCCUUUUUUUUGCCCUUCAAACACUGACCUCGCUAUUGUAUUUUUUCUUACUCGAGAAAUCAAGUUGGUUAUUAUAUAUUGUCAUGAUGUUAAUGAUGACUAUGAUCACUUAUUUACUCGCUGUACAAGGUGCCCUCCUGCCUGCCUGAGUGUGCAUGAAAGGAGUGAUGACAGUAUGACCGAAUGGAGAUGAUGUGAUGAAGAUGAUGAUGAUAUCAGGAGUGUCUGUGUUAUUGCUACAAUGUUGAAUGUUUUUCUUUCUUUCUUUCUUUCUUGUCCAUGAGAGAUUCAUGAGAAUCGUUUUUGUGCAUUGGUUUAUGUGUGUGUGUGUGUGUGUGUAUGUGUGUGUGUGUAUGUGUGUGAAUGUGUGGGGUGUGGUUGCUUUUGAACACUUAUCUGCUCCAGUCAGGGAAGUGAAUAGAUGUUAAUCUGACGGCUUGCAUUUCAGAGAGAGUUUGUGUGUGUGUGUGCGGUGUGGUGUGGAUGUGUUAAGUGUGUGCUUGACUGUGUGAUAGCUAAAAGUUCAAAAACAUUGGCACUAUUGCAUACGUCUCUUAAGUUGUGUUUUUAGCAGCAUUUUUGUUUCUGUUUGUAUUUUUCUUUCUGCCAAAUGCAAUAAGAGAAUAUUUUGUUUUUAAGACAAAGCAACCAACUGAAGGCAUUUCUACUAAGAUGCCAAAUCCUACCAUACCAAGCUGAGCUGGAACAGUGUUUUACAGACACGUUAAAGACAUUACCUGUUAUAUUUUACUGUUUGUUUUUUUGUUAUUGUGUAUCAAUUUAAAUUAAGUCAGUCUUUAUUAUCACUCCUGUUCAGGAUGUUUUCAUUUGUUUCAGAUGUUACAAAAAGGAGAGGAAAUUAAUUUAAAGCAGAAAAGAACAAGAUAAUAAAGGUUGAAUUGAAGUCUA